Molecule: messenger RNA, 5933 nt
Organism: Labeo rohita (rohu)
Lineage: Eukaryota; Metazoa; Chordata; Actinopteri; Cypriniformes; Cyprinidae
Gene: gc2
Product: guanylyl cyclase 2
Exons: 20
Coding region: 330-3659 (1109 amino acids)
Biological process (GO): receptor guanylyl cyclase signaling pathway; cGMP biosynthetic process; intracellular signal transduction
Molecular function (GO): protein kinase activity; peptide receptor activity; guanylate cyclase activity
Source: RefSeq, a predicted model, not a curated record
AGCAGAAGAGAAGAUUAUAACUAUAACUCAGCUCUGGAUAGUCCAUGAUCGAAUUUGCUGCUCAUAUUUGGAUUUAUUUUAAAACAGAUUUGCAUAGAACAAGAAAUAAUCGGUUUUUGCACAGUGUUUUAACGUUGUUUCAUGGAGAGGAUUUGUGCAGAUGAAGACAACAAGAUAUGGAAAUGAGCAAUCAGAUAUUACUUCGGCAGUUAAGAGUCGUUCGAUGUGGCUGUUGAGCUGAUUGAGAGUAAAGUCAUCUCUCAUGUGACUGUGAAGAAGCUCCACUGUGUGCCAACCCACCAGCUGUGUGGCUGACCUGCUACCUUGCAAUGCAACAUCCAUCCAGUGCCUUUCACAGCUUACAUCCAGCAUGGGCCACCAGAGAACUCCAGACCCCUCAUCAAAGCACUCAUUUCUUUAAUGAUCAUAAACAUACCUAUUUGUGUCUCUGGCUACUGUUGUCUACAGUAAGCCUUCUGUGCCUUUUCCCUGCCACCUCUGCUGCCACCGUUAGGGUUGGGGUGGUGGGGCCUUGGUCAUGUGACCCCCUCUUCUCUAAAGCCCAGCCUGGCGUGGCUGCGCGGUUAGCUGUGGAUCACAUCAACAGGGACCCCUACCUUUCACAGGGCAUCACGUUUGAUUAUGUCAUCCUGGAGGAAGACUGUGAGACGUCCCAGGCUUUUGCCCGCUUCCUUGGUUUCUACACACGGGCAUCUGGGUUUAUUGGUCCGGUGAACCCAGGCUACUGUGAGGCUGCCUCUCUGCUAGGAAAGAGUUGGAAUAAGGCAGUGUUUUCCUGGUCCUGUAUUGGACAUGAAAUGAAUGACGUCCGUAGUCACCCUACGUUUGCUCGCACCAUGCCCCUACCCUCAAUUGUGCUGCUACGCUUCAUGCAUCACUUUCGCUGGGCACAUGUGGGCAUCAUUACAUCAGCUGAGGAUGUCUGGAUGGAGGCGGGUAUAAAGCUGGCUAAUGCCUUGCGGAGUCAUGGAAUGCCUGUUAGUAUUGUGGCAUCUGUUCAAAAUGAACACACCAGCGUGCGAAAGACCCUGGCAAAAGUCAAGAAAGUUGCAGAUCUCCGCUUGGUCAUCCUCGUUAUGCACUCGCUGUUGAUUGGCGGAGAAACCCAGAAGUUGCUGUUGGAGACGGCUUAUGACAUGCGGAUGACAGACGGCUCGUUGGUGUUUUUAUCUUAUGACACUCUGUUUUACAGUCUGCCCUACCAUCACAUACCCCAGCCAGCCUUGCGCUAUAACACCAAGCUACUACGAGCCUACGAUGCCGUGCUCACCAUCACUAUGGAGUCUCCACAGGAGCAGUCUUUCUACCAAGCUUUUGAAAAGGCCCAGGAGCAAGGAGAGCUUCCCAGGCACAUUAAACCACAGCAGGUUUCCCCACUGUUUGGCACCAUCUACUCCUCCAUUGUGUUCAUGGCUCAAGCUGUGCAAAGUGUGAGAGCUUCAGGUCAGUGGAUGUCUGGGGGGAACAUUGCCCAGAAUGCACGAAACCUGCUAUUCAGAGGUUUUAGCCUACAAGCAAACUCUUCUGACUUCGGCACGCCGGACUAUGUGGUGCUGGACACAGAUGGCUUUUCUUGGGAGCUGCAACCUACAUACCAUAUUGAGAUGCAGACAGAUAUGGUGCGUUUUCUAGGACGGCAUAUACAUUUUCCCCCAGGUGGACCACCAAAAACUGAUUCCAGCUGCUGGUUUACACACGGGAUCAUCUGCCGUGGAGGUGUGAAUCUUUUAGACAUGGUUUUAAUCUUCCUGUCUGGUUUUCUGUUCAUCUUCUUCUCAAUUGGCUGCUCUUACUGCAUCAGGCGUAAAAUUAGUAAGAUCCAAAUGGUGCGGGGUCCCAACAAGAUUUUACUGACUUUAAAUGAUGUCACAUUCAUCAACCCAUCCCUGAGCAAUAAGAAGCUGAGCUUGGAUGACAGCAAGGCCAGUGAUUCGAGAAUGAGCAUUUCAGAGCGAAGCCUCAAGUCUCCAUUGUCUAUUCAGUCGCCAGCCACCUACGAAAAUUCUAAUGUUGCCAUUUAUGAGGGUGAUUGGGCAUGGCUCAAAAGGCUUCCAUAUGGAAAUUUCCGGACUAUCACCCCUCAUACCAGUGAUGUAUUUGAACUGAUGAAAGAUAUGAGGCACGAAAACGUUAACCCCUUUCUCGGCUUCUUCCACGACUGUGGAGUGUUUGCAAUAGUGACAGAGUACUGUUCGCGCAGCAGCUUGGAAGAUCUGUUGCUCAAUGAUGAUGUAAAACUGGACUGGAUGUUUAAGUCCUCUCUCAUUCUAGACCUCAUCAAGGGUAUGAAAUAUCUUCACCAUAGGAAUGUCUGUCAUGGAAGGCUUAAAUCCAGGAACUGUGUGGUCGAUGGGCGUUUUGUGCUCAAGAUCACAGACUAUGGCUACAACGAGGUCUUGGAAGCUCAGAGAUUUCCUUACGUUGAACCUCCUGCUGAAGCCCUUCUGUGGACCGCCCCUGAGAUACUGAGAGGGCCCUACCCUGGUCUUCAUGGCAGUCACCCUGGUGAUGUGUACAGUUUCUCAAUCAUCAUGCAAGAGGUGGUCAUGCGAGGGCCUCCAUUCUGCAUGCUGGAGCACUCUUUUGAUGAAAUUGUCCAGAAGGUCCGGAAGCCUCCUCCAAUGUGCCGGCCCAUUGUGUCCCCGGAUCACGCUCCCAUGGAGUGUAUUCAGCUUAUGAAGCAGUGCUGGAAUGAACAGCCGGAGAAGAGACCCACAUUUGAUGAAAUCUUUGACCAGUUUAAGAAUGUUAAUAAAGGGAAAAAGACCAACAUCAUAGACUCCAUGUUGCGAAUGCUGGAGCAGUAUUCCUCCAACCUGGAGGAGCUGAUCAGGGAAAGGACAGAGGAGCUGGAAAUAGAGAAACAAAAGACUGAGAAACUCCUCACACAAAUGUUGCCUCCGUCAGUGGCAGAGGCUCUAAAGCUGGGCGCUACAGUCGAACCAGAGUAUUUUGACAGUGUCAGUCUUUAUUUCAGUGAUAUUGUUGGCUUCACCACAAUCUCAGCCAACAGCGAGCCCAUAGAGGUGGUCGACCUCCUCAAUGACCUUUACACAACAUUUGAUGCUGUAAUUGGCAAUCAUGACGUCUAUAAGGUGGAGACCAUAGGUGAUGCUUACAUGGUGGCAUCAGGUGUGCCCAUGCCCAAUGGGAACCGACACGCAGCUGAGAUUGCAAACAUGUCCCUGGACAUCCUCAGUGCUGUUGGCACCUUCAAAAUGAGACAUAUGCCUGAUGUACCAGUCCGUAUCCGAAUAGGACUUCACACAGGUCCCUGUGUGGCCGGUGUGGUGGGUUUGACCAUGCCACGGUACUGCCUGUUUGGGGACACGGUCACUACCGCUUCCAGAAUGGAGUCUACAGGAUUGCCGUACAGAAUCCAUGUACAUUCUAGUACAGUGAAGAUCCUGAUGGACCUGAAAUUGGGUUACAAAGUAGAGCUGAGAGCCAGAACAGAACUAAAGGGCAAAGGUAUAGAAGAAACCUACUGGCUGACCGGGAGAGAUGGCUUCACCAAACCGCUCCCCGUGCCGCCCGUACUCAAGUCAGGGCAAAUGGCUCAUGGCUUGCAGAUGGAGGAGAUAGCCGCAUACAAGAAGCGGAAAGCAGAAGCACAGCUUGCAAAGAAGAAAAACUGAGACGCGAAUCAAAAGAUUUUAAGGUGAUGCUUAAGAAGGCAGUGAGGAAGAUCUCCACCGUGCGUCAGGUGGCUCAGCUCCCCCUAUCUGAUGAGGGCAAUGUCAUGAUCCACCAUCACUGAUGACCUUUAACCUUUGCCUUUUUGAUCCUACACCUGCACGCAGAAUGAAUGUGGAGAAACAGAGAACAGGAUAGAAUGAUUGCUCAUUCUCAACCUGUUUUUCUUUUAAAAGCACCUGAAUGGGCAAGCUUGCGAGUGCAGUGUACUGAACAGGAACAUCUCUUUGUUAUGCUAGAAAUUCAGACUUUUUGGUAGAAGAUCGGCUAUGAAGCUUCAAUAUAGCAAGCCGUACUGAAACUACAUGGUAGUUCAGCUUCUUAUAAGCUUCUCAUUUGAAGCCUUGGUGGUCCAGCUCACUCAUCAUGCUCAUCACAAACAUGUACAGCUGUCUGAGAAGCCGCAUAUCUCUAUUCUCUACAUGAAGCUUGUAUAUGAAAUAAACCAAAGUCUCACAAGGAGCUAAAAUUACCCUGUGGGAAUCCAUUACUCAGCACGAGGGGCGUCAGUUCUGGCUCAAAGACUCAACGCAUACAGUGCAUUCACAUCAUUCAUUUGCGGAUUAUCCCUCUUAGUAAACAUAGUAUUGUAACUUAAAUAUAGUAUUGCGAUAAACUAGAGAGCCCACACUAUUGUGCAACCAGUAUUAAUAUGGAGUGUUAAUAUGGUGCAUAUGGUUGUUUGAUGAUUUAUAAUUUUAGAUUUAGAAUUCAGUUUUAACAUGGAAUUUUAGUUGAUUUUUUUUUUUUGGGUGAAAAAACUUUUCCUCAUAGAUGAUCAAUUAGCAUAAUCCAUAAUAGAAUUACCAUGAAAACCCAGGUUACAAAGAAUAUCAACAUUAGAGCUGUCAAAUUGAUUAAUUGCUAUUAAUGGCAUCCAAAAUGAAAAUAUACAUGUAUAUAUUUAAGAAUGUAUACAUAUAUAUAUAUAUAUAUAUAAUGUAUAUAUAUACUCAUAUUUAUAUUAUAUAAAAAGUUAACCGUUUGAACAGUAAGGUUUUUUUUUUAAAGAAGUCUAUUCUGCUGACCAAGCCUAUGUUUAUUUGAUCCAAAAAAUCAGCAAAAGCAGUAAUAUUGUGAAAUAUUUUUACUGUAAAAUGUUUUUUUUUUUUAAUUUUUUAAAUUUUUUUGAAUUUAUUUUAAUAUGUAAUUUGUUUCUGUGAUUUAACAAAUAUAAGCUUGGAGUCUUUUUUUUUUGAAAGAAAUUAAUAAAAGUGAUGAUAAAGACAUGUAUAACUUUACAAAAGAUUUCUAUUUCAGAUAAAUGCUGUUCUUCUGAACUUUCUAUUCAUCAGAGAAACCUGAAAAAAAUUCUACUCCGCUGUUUUCAACACAGAGUACACACAUACGUUAUGUAAACACAAACUUUUAUUUUGGAUGCGAUUAAUUGAUUUGAUAGCACUAAUCAAAAUAUGUAUUAGGAAUGCAUUGUGGUUGUUGUAGAAGCUGAAUUAGUUUUAGUAAAGAUAGUAAACUAUGAUGUGUUCAAAACAGUUCAAAAGUUUGGGGUUGGAGAGAUUUUUUUUAUAUUUUUGUUAUUACAAUUAAAAAUAACUGUUCUAUUUUAAUAUAUUUAAAAUGUUCAUUUAUUCCAGUGAUGGCAAAACUUUCUGCAGCCAUUAGUCUUCAGUCUUCAGUGUCACACGAUCCUUUAGAAAUCAUCCUAAAAUGCCAGUUUAGCGCUCAAGAAAAAUUUCUUAUUAUUAUGAAUGUAAAAAACAGUUGUGCUGCUUAAUAUUUUUUUAAAGUGAUAUAUUUUCCAGUAUUCUUUGAUAAAUAAAAAGUUCAAAGAACAGCUUUUAUUUAAAAGAGAAAUCUUGUGUAAAAUGUAAAAGUCUUUACUGUCAUUUUUGCAUACUUAAUGCAUACUUGCUAAAUAAAUCUUACUGACCCCAAACUUUUGAAUAGUAGCAUAUAUAUUUGUAGUCAAAUACUACUUCAUGUUAAAAGACUGAAUUCUUGAAAUUCUGCAUGUACUGUAAAAAAAAUAAAAAUAAAAUUUGCAAAUACAAUGUAUUGGUUUAUUUAAAAAGACAAGCUAUAUGGUUUAAUAGUAAAAGUGCUAACGUGUGUGUUAUGAGUCUUGAAAUGGCUGUGACCCCAUAGUUAAAGUCAUUCUCUGAGAUGCAAAAGAAAUUCUGAAGCAGUGAAAUACUGUAUAACAGUGCCCUCUUGUUAUUGUGUCAGUAAACGCAGCAGAUGGCGACCUACAUUAU